AUGAACGUAUAUGGAAAAGUACCAUCUUUAAUUUUUUAUUCGUAUCUGUACAUACAGAAUAUUAAGGGGCACUCAAUUCCAAAUUUAAAACAAGAUUUAAACAACUACAGGGAUAUUAGGAGUAAAUAUAUUAAGGCUGAUUCCAGUAGAACAGGUCACGUUAGUACUGGAGCCAAUGAAGUCGGUAGCACCCAAAUCGUAAACCAUAAACGUGCAUUGCAACAAACUGGGACUUGCUUAGUAUCGGUUGAUAUUAAGGAAAGGGAGUGCACGGAAGAGGUGUACUACGAAUACAACGAAGAGGAUGACACUCACACCUUCACACCAACGCGCGGAUGUCUGAUAAGAAAAGUAACCAAGGGCACUAGACUCCUGUGGCACUCCAAGGACUUUAACCACCAGUACGGGAGUCGCGUAUUUGUGGGAAUAAACGAAGACUCGGAGCCAGUGUUUCGAGUAUACUUCCCGAGGACCGAAAUAGUAGAGGAUCAUCGGGAACAUAAUCCCAACCUGGUUCGAGUGGACCUACAAGACAGAUAUAGCAACGGAUUCUUCAGCUACAAAUAUGAUCCGAAUCUGCAGGCCCACACGUUCACGCCGAAACCACCAUACGCCUUUUACAAGGCCACCAAGGGCAACCACGUAGUGUGGAAGCACGAGGACGGCAAUUUUCCAUCACGUCUGCUCAUAUUUACAGAUGAUUACGGCCAGUCGGUUUUGAGAGUGCAGUUCCCGAAAUCUGAUGGCGAUAUGACAGGGGAAGAAGUAGAACCGUUCGACCCGAUGGAAGGAAUAGAAAUCAUAACAGAAGGGAGCCCGAAGGCCAACGAUUCGACGAAAUACACAGUCAAAAUAGAUAGCAAUGUUUGCUUAUUUAGGUUCAAUGAAGGCGCAAAGUGCACUCAGGUCAGGCACAUGGGUCAGAAGGUGUGGAGCCACGGCGAUUUUGGAUACGAGGAGUACCCAGUGAGCGUCGGAUACUUCACAAACAAGAUAAUCGACGUGUACAUGGGCGGACCGCUGAUAUUCUAUGAAAGGAGCCUCAACGGCGUUUGGAAGGGAAAGGAGAGUGACCUUAUAAUAUACGUGCUGGACCCUGACUACCCUAAGAAGAAAAAGCAGAUUAGCGUUGACCAGUACGACCUGAGGAUAGAGCACGGAGACAUUGAUUACCUGCUGUACAAGGGGGUAAAGUGUACAAAAGUGAAGCACAAGUACAAGACGAUAUGGAAGUACGACGGUGACGAGUAUCCAACCUCAAUAACGUACAUAGAGGACAACAUGAUUUACAUCUACUUCACUAGGACGUUUGUGCUGUACGUCAGGGACAGGGACGGAGAGUGGAACGAGCACCAUAGCGACGACAUAUAUAAGAAGAACAGGCAGGUUUACAAGAGAAGCAAUGAAAGCCGAUUUGAUAUGUUCAAGUGGGUUGACAAAUACGCUUGA
Molecule: messenger RNA, 1449 nt
Organism: Theileria orientalis strain Shintoku
Lineage: Eukaryota; Apicomplexa; Aconoidasida; Piroplasmida; Theileriidae
Exons: 1
Coding region: 1-1449 (482 amino acids)
Source: RefSeq, a predicted model, not a curated record